Vicia villosa (hairy vetch) is the source of this 923-nucleotide messenger RNA. Its product is annotated as 17.1 kDa class II heat shock protein. Gene Ontology annotation, biological process: protein folding; response to salt stress; protein complex oligomerization. The coding region runs from base 131 to 604 and encodes 157 amino acids. The record is from RefSeq and is a predicted model, not a curated record. Lineage: Eukaryota; Viridiplantae; Streptophyta; Magnoliopsida; Fabales; Fabaceae. The transcript has a single exon.
UUUCUCUGGAACCUCCCAUAAUCUUCCUACCACCCUUUGAAAUGCCAAACAUUCUCCACUCUCAUUCCAUCCAAAACAAUCUUAAAACAAAACUUUCAACGAACACAAAAUUACCCCCACAAAAAAAGCAAUGGAUUUCAGGCUAAUGGGUUUAGACUCUCCCCUCUUCAACACUCUCCACCACAUUAUGGACCUCACAGACGACUCAACCGACAAGAACUUAAACGCUCCAACAAGAACAUAUGUUCGUGAUGCAAAGGCAAUGGCUGCAACUCCCGCGGACGUGAAAGAGUAUCCAAAUUCAUACGUGUUUGUGGUGGACAUGCCUGGGUUAAAAUCUGGUGACAUAAAGGUUCAGGUUGAAGAUGAGAAUGUGCUAUUGAUAAGUGGUGAGAGAAAGAGAGAAGAAGAGAAAGAAGGUGUUAAAUAUUUGAAGAUGGAAAGAAGGGUCGGUAAGUUUAUGAGGAAGUUUGUGUUACCAGAGAAUGCUAAUGUUGAAGCUAUCUCUGCUAUUUGUCAAGAUGGUGUUCUAACCGUUACAGUUAAUAAAUUGCCUCCACCUGAACCAAAGAAACCUAAGACUAUUGAGGUUAAGAUUGCUUGAUCGGUGUUCCAUUUCAUGUUUACAAAUCAGAAGCAAUGUCUGUUUUUUCUGUUUCUCUUGUUGGUUUGUGUAGCAAUGGUUUUUUGUGUUUUCGUAGUUGCCCCUAUAAGAUGAUCAUGUGAUGUAGUAAUGUGUAACAAUAUGAAAAUAAUGAAUUUUAAUUACUUGCUUUGUUUUUCUGUUUGUAAUAUUGUUGUGUUGCCUAUAGUAAAAUUUAGAAACGUAAGUAUUAAAUAAAAGAAAAUGUUUCAUUAACACUUUUUUGUCAUCUAAUUCAGUUUAUGUUUGAAAAAAAGUUAACAAUUGAUUGGAAAUGAUA